AUGGCCUCGAGGAGCCACUCAAGCUGUCGGUCGCUCUGGCCCUUGCGCAUCACGUUUGAACCGAGGAGACCGACACCGCCAAGUCCAAGGAUGAUUCUUGAAGAUUUUGGACGCGCCAAGUUCCUCUAUGGAACCGGUGUGUAUUUCGUCAAGUCCAACUACGACACAAACGACUACAUGAUGACUCCGAAGAACAUGGAAACGUCAAGUUCCAUCCCGAACGUGUAUGACUGCUUCAACGACACCCCGUGA
Molecule: messenger RNA, 252 nt
Organism: Triticum turgidum subsp. durum (durum wheat)
Lineage: Eukaryota; Viridiplantae; Streptophyta; Magnoliopsida; Poales; Poaceae
Source: the annotation of a GenBank genome assembly